GAAGGGGGGGAGGGGACACACUGCAAGAUCCAGGUAUCUCGAUCCGCUACUCCGUAUACCCCGAGGUAUCCUAUCGGCCGAUGCUAUCCUGCAUCCUUCAUCCUCCUGAGUUUUAUUAUGACGUUGCGCCAACCAUCGCGGGCACUUUGUCCCGCAGAGCUAGCACCACCCAAAGAAAACAAAGUCGCCAGAUCGAACGGUUGAACUGGAGCAGACUAUGGGCCCCGGUGGUGAGCAAGUUUCUCACGAUGUUGCAUCAGUCACUGCCCGUUUCCUGCCCUGGCAUCCAGGUGCUGUAUCUGUACGGUAUACCCCUUUGCCUUUUGAGGUCUCAUCUCAUCCAUCUUCGGGGUUUUUUUUCUUGUUGCUUUCCGGGUGGUUAGGUUUAUCUGAUGACUGGUAACCAAUGACCUCCUUGCAGGUGGAUCUGGCAGCUUAACGGUAGCUGGGCAGCCGGGGGCCUCAGAAACGUGUGACUUGAAGCUAACAAACUUACAAACUUAUGUACAAAAAGGUAAACAGGUUAGUCCAUCCAAAGGCUACCAUGACUGAAUGCGGACGGCUCUCUCCACUGGCAGUACACGUGGUGGACCGCAAAUGCAGGGCGGCGGGCGAGCUGCCUCUCGAAUCCCACUAACUGGCAACAUUCCGCUUGUGCAGGUAAAAUGCUUGCACUAUAGGAGGAGACUUUACAUACUUACAUACUUGUACUCCAGUAGGUACAAACAGUACUGUAUCCGUACGUGCUUUCGUUAUAUACCUACGAAAUGGAGACAUGGAGACCUGACAAUGACCAUCGCCGUAUCCGAGUGCGGGCCCGGGGGCCGAAUGAGACGGCUUGGAGAUGCCAAGCUCGUUCACGAUGCAAAAGUUCAUGAUCUCAGAUAGAAGCUCGACUAGACUAGGUAGGUAGGUAUUUACUGACUGAACUGGCUGGUUUUACAUGAUAUCACGCUGGAGAAGCAGAUUGUGAAGAGAUUACACUGCUCGAAGCUCGGGCAAUUUGCCUCGUUGGCCGCAAUAAGAAUUUACGCGCGUGAUUGGAGAUGGAGAUGGUCCACAUACAUAACAUACAUACCUAUGUACGUACAUACCUUCCAGGAAAUAUAGAUCUACGCAUCGGCUCCUGGCAUUGAUGCAAUCUCUGAUUCACAUCCGUUUGACAGGCAUUCCUUCCAGGGCUAAUCGUUGCUUUCCACCCCGAGUUUUUGGAGUUCGCAUAGGUCGUAGAUACGAGGCCCAGGAACCAAACUCUGUCGGCAGUUGGUCAAAGUUUAUAAUGAAAUCUACCGAAUGGGAUCUGCAAAGUGUCUGUCAAUCGCGCUGGUAUCGUCUAAAAGAAAAAGACUUUGAUUAUGAAGGUUCCAACUUCACAUAACGAUGA
This is a messenger RNA of Fusarium verticillioides 7600, 1384 nucleotides long. RefSeq lists its product as hypothetical. The record is from RefSeq and is a predicted model, not a curated record. The transcript is spliced from 2 exons. NCBI's taxonomy places the organism in Eukaryota, Fungi, Ascomycota, Sordariomycetes, Hypocreales, Nectriaceae. Bases 553 to 888 code for a protein of 111 amino acids.